UCUUGUCUCUCCUUCUCCAGCUAUUAUAGUCUCUCUCUCAGCCUAUAUAUAUUAACAUUAUCAUAACGCAGCAAGCUAGGUAUAUUUCAUAGCGCAGCAGAGACAAAAAUUGAACAUGGGGAGAGCACCUUGCUGUGAUAAAGCUAACGUGAAGAAAGGUCCAUGGUCGCCUGAGGAAGACGCCAAACUCAAAGCUUAUAUUGAAGAGCAUGGCACCGGUGGCAACUGGAUUGCUUUGCCACAGAAGAUAGGAUUGAAAAGAUGUGGCAAGAGCUGUAGGCUCAGGUGGUUAAAUUAUCUCCGGCCUAACAUUAAGCAUGGAGGGUUCUCAGAAGAGGAAGAUAAUAUUAUUUGUGGACUCUAUUUAAGUAUAGGGAGCAGGUGGUCUAUAAUUGCUGCUCAACUACCGGGAAGGACAGAUAAUGAUAUCAAAAACUACUGGAACACAAGGCUGAAGAAGAAGCUGUUAGGCAAGCAGCGCAAAGAGCAACAGGCGCGGCGAGCCAGCGGUGUGAAGCAAGAGAUGAGUAGGGAAAGCGAGAGUUUAAUGGCUGCGGGGUUCAUGAAUCACACCCCGUACUGGCCGACUGAACGGCCGGUACUGAUGCCACUGGUGAACCCACACCAAUUAGACCCUCAUUUCAAGGACCAAGCGUCCCUCAGGAACCUUAUGGUGAAGCUUGGAGGAAGGUUUUCUGACGAUCAUCAGCACUCAAACACAACCACCAUAACCACAAAUAGUGUUUCGUAUCUUUUCGAUCAUGCUACUUUUUCCCAAGAUCAACUGUUUGACCUAGCUUCACCAACGUCCGUGAAUAGUACGACUGCUUCUCAAGUGCCAAACUCUCAUUACAUUAACGCUACUGGGGCUGCUCCAAAUUUGUAUCAAGGGUUUCAGAGCUUUCCUUUAGAGCCAAUUGAUAAUCAUCAAAUGGCCUACAGCAACCAGACACAAUUAGGUGGAUUGGAGAGCAUCUAUGAGAUGGAUAUGGUAAAUGGUAGCACUGGGACUAGUUCUGUAGAAAGCACGAGUUGGGAAGAUAUCAACUCUUUUGUUUAUCCUAGAAUGGUUUCAGACUAUAAAACUUGUACUCAACAAAGCUUGCCACAGAAUUCGAGGUACUUCGGCCAACAAUAACAACACAGUGUGGGUGGGCGUGGUGUAAAUCUGUAUCUCAGUAGGAAAUUUGGAGGCGGAAUAUUAGAAAAUCUAUCGAAUUUAUUAAGAGAUUUGUUUGUUAUUUUCUCUUCUCACAGUCUGAUUGGUGUUGAAGAAGUUAAAUCAAACUUAAAUUGAAGUUCUUGA
Messenger RNA from Mangifera indica (mango), 1306 nucleotides. RefSeq names its product transcription factor RAX3-like. The record is from RefSeq and is a predicted model, not a curated record. Bases 116 to 1138 code for a protein of 340 amino acids. Lineage: Eukaryota; Viridiplantae; Streptophyta; Magnoliopsida; Sapindales; Anacardiaceae. The transcript has 3 exons.